Saccharomyces paradoxus is the source of this 1503-nucleotide messenger RNA. It is a transcript of the gene NGL3, whose product is annotated as 3'-5' poly(A) RNA exonuclease. The record is from RefSeq and is a predicted model, not a curated record. NCBI's taxonomy places the organism in Eukaryota, Fungi, Ascomycota, Saccharomycetes, Saccharomycetales, Saccharomycetaceae. The transcript has a single exon. The coding region runs from base 1 to 1503 and encodes 500 amino acids. Gene Ontology annotation, molecular function: poly(A)-specific ribonuclease activity.
AUGAAUAGCCAAAUAGAAGACGGAACAUCCGCUUCACAGAAGGAGACCUCCUCUAUUUCAGUCCUCGGUUCACCUAGUGAAGACAACCCAGCGCCUCACAAAGUGCCCAGAGAACAACUAACUGUGGAUCACAUUAAGAAAAUUAGAGAAGAACGUGCUCAAAAAAGACAGAUACGCAGGAGUUCCCUAAUAUCCCAGGGAAAGGACCCUGAUUUCCCAACGCCUGACUUACAAUUCAUUGAAAGACCCUUGCUCGAUAUCAGCCAUGAAAAUUCAAAAGGUCCUACGUCACCAACCAUACAAGCCACCUCCAAUUCACUGGACGUUAAGAUAAUGACCUAUAACACUUUAGCACAAACCUUGAUUAGAAGAGAUUUUUUCCCACAAAGUGGACCAGCAUUAAAGUGGCAUAAAAGAUCAAAAGUUCUGGUUCACGAAUUGAAGAAAUAUCGGCCUGAUAUUGUAUCGUUGCAGGAGGUCGAUUAUAAUGAACUGCACUUCUGGCAGGAGAAUUUUCAUAAGCUGGGGUUUGAUUUAACUUUUAAAAGGCAUGAAGGGAAAACUCAUGGACUACUGGUUGCAUGGAAUAAUAAAAAAUUUCAGCUAGAUAAUGAAUGGAUGCUAGACUACGAUAACGUAUUGGCAGGAAACGUUAUAUCUGCAAGAACAAGGACUAAGAAUAUUGCCCUUAUUAUAUCACUUAAUUUCAAAGACGUAACAGACUCAUCAUCAAGUGGAGUUAUCGUCGCAAAUACACAUUUAUUUUGGCACCCAUUCGGGGUUUUUGAGAGAUUAAGACAAUCUUACUUGGUCUUGCAAAAGAUUCAGGAAAUUAAAACUUGUUCGAAAUACAACGGCUGGCAUAGCUUGUUGAUGGGUGAUUUCAACACCGAACCUGAAGAGCCACCGUACCUAGCCAUAACGAGGAGGCCAUUGAUAUUAACAGGCUCAAUAAGAGCUAUGGUAGAAUGCUCACUAGCGUAUCAAUAUUCGAAAAAAAGGAAUGGAGAAGAAAGCGACCAGGAUGAUGAAGAAUGUGAUGAAAAAUCUAGGGGUGAAGGUCAUUCAGAUCAACCACAAAACCCAAAACCAAAGAGCUUUGCAGCGACAAAGGAAGAAAAGGCCCUGGUGAAUCAGUUAGUUGCAUUGCAUAAUUCUCUGAAUGUUAGAGGAAUAUCUUUAUACGGGCUUGGCUACGGUAAAGUGCAUCCUGAGAAUGCUAACGGAAGCCAUGGCGAACCAGAACUCUCAAACUGGGCCAAUACAUGGUGUGGAUUAUUAGAUUACAUAUUUUAUAUUGAGGAUAAUGGCAGUAAAGGUGCGCGCAAGAGAGAACCUCUAACCGUUUUUGAAGAAAAUAACAGGGUAAGAGUAAUCGGAUAUCUAAGGAUGCCGUGUGCACAAGAGAUGCCCAAGCACUCUCAACCUUUCGAGGGAGAAUACGCUAGCGAUCAUAUUUCCCUAAUGUGCCAAAUACGCUUGUUUUGGGGGGGAAGUACAUAG